Molecule: messenger RNA, 4707 nt
Organism: Sceloporus undulatus (fence lizard)
Lineage: Eukaryota; Metazoa; Chordata; Lepidosauria; Squamata; Phrynosomatidae
Gene: XPO7
Product: exportin 7
Exons: 28
Coding region: 127-3390 (1087 amino acids)
Biological process (GO): protein export from nucleus
Cellular component (GO): nuclear pore; cytoplasm
Molecular function (GO): small GTPase binding; nuclear export signal receptor activity
Source: RefSeq, a predicted model, not a curated record
GUCGGUGUUCCUUACGCCAUUUGCGUGGGGAAGGCGGGCGGCAGUGCGCAGGCGCGGGAGCCUCGGAGGGGCGGGAGGAGCGGCGGCGGCGGCGAAGAGCGAGAGCGAGAACAUGAAUGGAGCAAGAUGGCGGAUCAUGUGCAGAGUCUAGCCCAGCUAGAGAACCUGUGCAAGCAACUCUAUGAGACAACAGACACCGCGACACGGCUGCAGGCGGAAAAAGCCCUGGUUGAAUUCACCAACAGCCCAGACUGCUUGAACAAGUGCCAGCUCCUUCUUGAAAGAGGGAGUUCCUCUUACUCCCAGCUAUUGGCAGCUACAUGCCUUACGAAAUUGGUGUCGCGCACAAACAACCCUCUGCCCUUGGAACAGCGAAUAGACAUACGAAACUAUGUGCUCAACUACCUUGCAACCAGGCCCAAGCUUGCAACCUUUGUGACCCAAGCACUAAUUCAGCUCUAUGCCAGGAUCACAAAGCUAGGCUGGUUUGACUGCCAGAAGGAUGAAUACGUUUUCAGAAACGUCAUCACUGAUGUGACGAGGUUUUUACAGGACAGUGUAGAGCACUGCAUCAUAGGAGUGACAAUUCUCUCUCAGCUAACCAAUGAAAUUAAUCAAGCAGACACUACACAUCCUUUGACCAAGCACAGGAAAAUAGCCUCUUCAUUCCGAGACUCGUCUUUGUUUGAUAUUUUCACACUCUCAUGCAAUUUAUUAAAACAGGCGUCAGGGAAGAACCUGAACUUGAAUGAUGAAAGCCAGCAUGGCCUCCUCAUGCAGCUUCUCAAGCUCACACACAACUGCCUGAACUUUGACUUCAUCGGUACAUCCACAGACGAGUCUUCGGACGACCUCUGCACUGUGCAGAUCCCAACCAGCUGGAGAUCAGCAUUUCUAGAUUCCUCAACCUUACAGCUGUUUUUUGACCUAUACCAUUCCAUCCCUCCUACGUUUUCACCUUUGGUCUUAUCGUGUCUAGUGCAAAUCGCUUCUGUCCGUAGGUCCCUAUUUAACAAUGCAGAAAGAGCAAAGUUUUUGUCUCAUCUUGUUGAUGGCGUCAAGCGAAUACUGGAAAACCCCCAGAGCUUGUCAGACCCAAACAACUACCAUGAGUUCUGUCGGCUGCUCGCCCGGCUGAAAAGCAAUUACCAGCUGGGGGAGCUGGUGAAAGUGGAAAACUACCCAGAAGUCAUCCGACUCAUUGCCAACUUCACAGUGACCAGUUUGCAGCACUGGGAGUUUGCUCCGAACAGCGUCCACUAUCUCCUAAGCCUGUGGCAGCGACUGGCAGCCUCCGUUCCAUACGUCAAAGCCACAGAGCCCCACAUGCUGGAGACAUACACACCUGAGGUCACCAAAGCAUACAUCACCUCCAGGCUGGAGUCUGUGCACAUAAUAUUGAGAGAUGGCCUGGAAGAUCCCCUGGAUGACACGGGUCUGGUGCAGCAGCAGCUUGACCAGCUGUCCACUAUUGGCCGUUGCGAGUAUGAGAAGACUUGUGCGCUCCUUGUGCAGUUGUUUGACCAGUCAGCCCAGUCUUACCAAGAGUUGCUGCAGAGUGCGACAGCCAUUCCUGUGGAUGUGGCAGUACAGGAAGGGCGCCUGACGUGGCUGGUCUAUAUCAUUGGGGCUGUGAUCGGCGGCCGAGUAUCGUUUGCCAGCACAGAUGAGCAGGAUGCCAUGGAUGGGGAACUUGUUUGCCGGGUCCUUCAGCUCAUGAACCUGACAGACUCACGCCUGGCUCAAGCAGGCAAUGAGAAGCUGGAGCUUGCCAUGCUGAGCUUCUUUGAGCAGUUUCGGAAAAUCUACAUUGGAGACCAGGUGCAGAAAUCCUCUAAGCUGUAUCGCCGGCUCUCAGAGGUCCUUGGGCUGAAUGAUGAAACCAUGGUCCUGAGUGUCUUCAUAGGGAAAAUCAUCACCAACUUGAAAUACUGGGGACGCUGUGAACCAAUCACCUCCAAGACACUACAGCUUCUCAAUGAUCUCUCCAUUGGCUACAGCAGCGUUAGGAAACUGGUGAAACUGAGCGCUGUGCAGUUCAUGCUGAACAAUCACACAAGUGAGCACUUUUCCUUCCUGGGCAUUAACAAUCAGUCCAACCUGAGUGACAUGAGAUGUCGGACCACUUUCUACACUGCACUUGGGCGCCUCCUCAUGGUGGACCUAGGGGAGGAUGAAGAUCAGUACGAACAGUUCAUGCUGCCCCUCACAGCUGCCUUUGAGACUGUGGCACAGAUGUUCAGCACCAACACUUUCAAUGAGCAAGAGGCAAAAAGAACACUGGUAGGCCUAGUGAGAGACCUAAGGGGAAUAGCCUUUGCCUUCAAUGCCAAGACCAGCUUCAUGAUGCUCUUUGAGUGGAUCUACCCUUCCUACAUGCCAAUCUUGCAGCGGGCCGUUGAGCUCUGGUACCACGACCCGGCUUGCACUACGCCCGUGCUCAAGUUGAUGGCUGAACUGGUGCACAACAGAUCCCAGAGGCUGCAGUUUGAUGUCUCCUCACCCAACGGCAUCUUGCUCUUUCGGGAGACGAGUAAAAUGAUAACUACCUAUGGGAAUCGUAUCCUAACCCUGGGGGAGGUUCCAAAGGAUCAAGUGUAUGCCUUGAAGCUCAAAGGGAUCUCCAUCUGUUUCUCCAUGUUGAAGGCUGCACUCAGUGGCAGCUACGUCAACUUUGGGGUCUUCCGUCUGUACGGAGACGAUGCGCUGGAUAAUGCCUUGCAGACCUUCAUCAAGCUCCUGUUGUCCAUCCCACACAGUGACCUUCUGGAUUACCCUAAACUCAGCCAGUCCUAUUAUUCAUUACUGGAAGUUCUAACGCAAGACCACAUGAAUUUUAUAGCUAGCCUGGAGCCCCACGUCAUCAUGUAUAUCCUUUCUUCCAUUUCGGAAGGUCUCACGGCACUAGACACCAUGGUUUGCACAGGUUGCUGCUCUUGCUUGGACCAUAUUGUCACCUAUCUCUUCAAGCAGCUGUCCCGCAGCACCAAGAAGAGGACUGCCCCCCUGACCCAAGAGAGUGAUAGGUUCUUGCACAUCAUGCAGCAGCACCCAGAGAUGAUCCAGCAGAUGCUGUCUACUGUGUUGAAUAUCAUCAUCUUUGAGGACUGCCGGAACCAGUGGUCCAUGUCCCGGCCUUUGCUUGGCUUGAUACUACUCAACGAAAAGUAUUUCUCAGACCUUAGGAACAGCAUUGUGAACAGCCAGCCACCGGAAAAGCAGCAAGCAAUGCACCUCUGCUUUGAAAACCUCAUGGAAGGCAUUGAGCGCAACUUGCUCACCAAGAAUCGCGAUAGGUUUACACAGAACCUAUCUGCUUUCCGGCGGGAGGUGAAUGACUCUAUGAAGAACUCCACUUAUGGGGUAAACAGCAACGACAUGAUGAGCUGACAUCUUGUGCGAAGCCUCUCUCUGGCCGCCGGCCGGGGAGGUUAACUUUUCCGAUGGAAAGACAAAAGGGCAUUUGUGAUCCCUGCUGGUCCCUGGGGCUAGGCUGCAAGUGGAGGAGUUGUUGUUGUUGUUUGCGGGUGGACAGAGUUCACCGGGGCAGGGGCUUUUUUCCUGGGGGAGAGUGGCAGCAGACCGGCCCUCCCUGUGUGAAUGUCAGAGAGGAACCCUGUGCCCUGCCACAGCCUGCCUUGUAUAAACAUGUACAUUUUUUCAUAACAUUUUGAACAAGGUUUAUAUUGACUCAAGUUUAAAAAAAAAGGUGUGACUGAAAUUUUUACAGAGUUUAGUGCAGCAAUGCUGGCGUGAGGAUGGUGUGUGAGUGCGGACGCUGCGUCUCCUGGCCGCCUGCCGCUGUGCUUCCCGUCAGGGCUGUGUGAAAGUGCAGAGUUAUAUUUAGUGACAGGUGUAGAGCGAGCGGCACAAGAAGUGUAAAGUUCCAAAUGUAUAUUUUUCUUAUACAUCCCCUUUUAACGUGUACCAUCCUGCCCCGACCUUCCCGCUUGUUAGGAACUCAAAGCCAUGCCAUGCUCCAUGUCGUCCCAUGAGUUUGUGUCCCCCUGCCGUCUGCCGCCACACGCUUUCUAAGCCUGGUCUCAAAGGUCCAAUCGUAGAAAGCCUGAGCCGGACAUCGUCACCUGUCUGUCCCUCUCCCUUCUUUGCACAUUGCACCAGACCUCCCCUUCCCCUACAAACCCUCCUUAUCUCCCAGCUACUGGGAAACAGGCGGAGAAGCUGCUGCUUGACCGAGAGGCCGCAACAGCAUUUCUCCUACCCAAGAAACCAUCUGCCCCAUGAACAGCCCUGUCUUGCAUUGCCUGCCCAUAGAUUUCCCAAGCACCCACACACACACACCCCAGUAGUCAGAGGGGACAGGAGCCUUGACCCAUUGUGCAGCUCAGCCCCAACACACACACACACCCAAUGCUGCAGCAACCACUUUGGGUAUUUAAAUUCACUUGGAGCAAAUGAUGGGGAUGGGGAGAACCCGUUUGCCUUGACCCUUCCCCGUCUUCCUUGCUGCUAGUUCUGUGCACCCCUUUCUUCCCGGCUCUAAGCGGUCUUGGUUUCUAUUCCCAGAUUGCACCUCCUGUUAUUGGGGUUCCCCCCCUCCCUCCCUUUCCUUUGGCGAUUGUAUGUUGGGUCCUUUUUGCGUGAGCAGAUUGCUGGAUGACUUGUAAGGGUGUUUGCUGCAUACAGUGUAAGCAUUGUGGCUGCAAAUAAACUUCAGUGGUUUCUACUGAGCUGUGUGAAACCGGG